This is a messenger RNA of Entrophospora candida, 459 nucleotides long. The record is from the annotation of a GenBank genome assembly. Lineage: Eukaryota; Fungi; Glomeromycota; Glomeromycetes; Entrophosporales; Entrophosporaceae.
AUGGAUUAUCACAAAGAUGUUGAUAACCACUAUCAAAGUCUAGUUAUUGAGAACUCACUGAUUUGUUAUUUAUCAAUGAAAAUAAGAAAUCACCAUGUAAUUGAUUCAAUGGCUUUAAUACAUUUACCAAAUGGGCCAACUGCUUAUUUCAGGCUAACAAAUGUGAAAUUAAGUCAUGAAAUUUAUGGACAUGGAAGAUCUUCAAAUCAUAAACCAGAAUUAAUAUUGAAUAAUUUUAAUACAAGACUUGUUCAUACUAUCAGUAGAUGGUUUCAAGCUUAUUUCAUCAUGUGCCACAAUUUCAAGGAAGACAGGUUGCUACAUUUCACAAUCAAAGGGAUUUUAUAUUUUUUAGACAUCACAGAUAAAGUAGAACUACAAGAAAUUGGUACAAGAUUUACUCUCAAGCUUAAAUGGUUACAAAAAGGAACUUUUAAUAAGAACAAUGAAUAUGAAUGA